This is a messenger RNA of Oncorhynchus gorbuscha (pink salmon), 1909 nucleotides long. RefSeq names its product aldolase C, fructose-bisphosphate, b (gene aldocb). NCBI's taxonomy places the organism in Eukaryota, Metazoa, Chordata, Actinopteri, Salmoniformes, Salmonidae. The transcript has 9 exons. Gene Ontology annotation, biological process: fructose 1,6-bisphosphate metabolic process; glycolytic process. Gene Ontology annotation, molecular function: fructose-bisphosphate aldolase activity. The coding region runs from base 153 to 1244 and encodes 363 amino acids. Gene Ontology annotation, cellular component: cytosol. The record is from RefSeq and is a predicted model, not a curated record.
CGGUAAGGAGAGUUUUGUAACAGGGUCACGUUGCGCUGCGGCACUGAACUAACAGACCUCCAAACAGCAGCAGUCCACCGUCUACUCUCCUCUACACCGAAGACAACACCUGCCCAUAACCUAUUUAACUAGAUAACUACAAUAUUAUCAGGAUGCCUCACCAGUACCCAGCUCUGACCACAGAGCAGAAGAAGGAGCUGCAGGAGAUAGCAGAGAGGAUCACGGCUCCGGGGAAAGGAAUCCUGGCUGCAGAUGAGUCCACCGGCAGCAUGGGUAAGCGUCUCAACCCCAUCGGGGUAGAGAACACAGAGGAGAACCGUCGUCUGUAUCGCCAGCUGCUGUUCACGGCUGAUGAGAGAAUGGAUGCUUGUAUUGGUGGAGUGAUCUUCUUCCACGAGACUCUCUACCAGAACGCUGAUGACGGGACCAACUUCUCCCAGCUCAUCAAGGACAGGGGGAUUGUAGUGGGCAUCAAGGUGGAUAAAGGUGUUGUCCCACUGGCCGGAACCGAUGGAGAGACCACAACCCAGGGUCUGGAUGGCCUGGCAGAGCGUUGUGCUCAGUAUAAGAAGGAUGGAGCAGACUUCGCUAAGUGGCGUAGCGUCCUGAAGAUCAGCGACAACACCCCCUCAGAACUCGCCAUCAUGGAGAAUGCCAACGUACUGGCACGCUACGCCAGCAUCUGUCAACAGAACGGCAUCGUUCCCAUUGUGGAGCCUGAGAUCCUUCCUGACGGAGACCAUGACCUGAAACGUUGUCAGUACAUCACUGAGAAGGUUCUGUCUGCGGUGUACAAGGCCCUAUCAGACCACCACGUCUAUCUGGAGGGGACCCUGCUGAAGCCCAACAUGGUGACUCCCGGACACUCCUGCCCCCAAAAAUACACUAACGAAGAGAUCGCCAUGGCUACGGUCACUGCCCUCCGCCGCACCGUACCCCCUGCCGUCACAGGUGUGACGUUCCUGUCAGGGGGCCAGUCAGAGGAGGAGGCCAGUAUUAACCUGAAUGCUAUCAACACCUGUCCUCUGGGUAAACCCUGGGCCUUGACCUUCUCCUAUGGUCGUGCCCUGCAGGCCUCAGCCCUCAACGCCUGGAGAGGAGAGAGAGACAACGAGAAGGCUGCUGCCGAGGAGUUCAUUAAACGGGCUGAGGUGAACGGUCUGGCUGCCCAGGGGAAGUAUGAGUCAACAGGAGACGGCGGAGCGGCGGGGCAGUCUCUCUACGUGGCCAAUCACGCGUACUGAACACCCCAGGCCACGCCUACAUCACAACCCACCGCUGCAGCCCCUCCCCUCACCCACCAACCACAGACCUGCGUUGUCUACCGUAUUUUAGAAACAGCAUUGUUGUCGUGGCAACAUAACGAUGUGGUUAAUAUGAGUAUUAAUUAGUAUGGGGAGUUGAUGAUGAAGAGGAUGCUGAAGGGAGAGAGGGCAGUAUCAUGAAUAAGCUUUACUAAGUCCCAAAUGGAGUCCUAUUCCCUAUAUAGACCUGGUCUAAAGUAGUGCACUAUAUAGGGAAUAGGGUGUACAGACCUGGUCUAAAGUAGUGCACUAUAUAGGGAAUAGGGUGCCAUAGGGCUCUGGUCUAAAGUAGUGACCAACCAGAGAGAUGAUGACAUCAGAUAGGGACCAAUCAGAUACUAGAUUACAUCAAACAGUGACCAACCAGAGAGAAGAUAACAUCAGAUAGGGACCAAUCAGAUACUAGAUUACAUCAAACAGUGACCAACCAGAGAGAAGAUAACAUCAGUUAGGGACCAAUCAGAUACUAGAUUACAUCUGACAGACACCAGGGUGUGACGUGUUGAGUUCCAGUUAGGAAUGAGUAAGAAGAGAGGGAUGAGAGAGGAGGGAGAAAGAGGAGAGAGAUAGUGAGAGGAGGGAGAGAGAGAGUGAGAGGAGGGAGA